GCGGAUCUAAGUUGACAACACUCGACUACAGUCACUCAGAAGCCUCGACCCAAUGGCACUCAACACCUCUCGCUCAGUACUGUCGUCGACGUGCACCGCACUAAGAAUAUGUAGCGGCUCGGCACCGUCAACCGCCCAGCGCCUCGGGCAAACCUCCGUGCGCCAACUGUCGACCUCGGCGGCGCGCCGAACAGAUGCAGUUGAAGCGACAACCCAGCAACAAGAACAACAACCACGGCCACGAUGGUCCUACACUCCGGAGCGCAUGAAGGGCCCCGGCUUUUCCAUCAACAUCGUCAAGGAUCCCAGUCGGACGAUCUGGCAAAACAACCAAGAUCCGGCGAAGCUCGAUGCCAUGUACAACCGGCUCCUGGGCCCCAAGGGGGAUAGGAUGCUGCCCGACGAGAUCAAGUGGCUUGCCAUUACACACAAAAGUUUCGACCAGGGGCGGAGAGGCUUUAACACGAGACUGGCCUACUUCGGGCGGCUCAUCGUCGCUCUCGAAACCACGCGGCACAUCAUGGUCACCCCAGCAUCGUCUCGAGAAUUUCCGGACGAGUUUGGCCGCGAGCCGUUCCGGCACCACGCGCUCGCGAAUAUCGACAAGCUCAACAUAAGGCAACCCCAGCAUAUCGCUUCCAAGGAAAAUCUGAGAAGGCUUGCCAUGGAUGUCGGCCUGCUCGAGGUCAUCAGGUGGAAGCCGAGGAUGCCCGAAAACCUCGAAUCCUCCGGUCUGACUGUCGUCCUUAAUACUUCACUUUUCGCUAUCAUUGGAGCUAUCUCUCUACAGCACGGGGCCGAAGUCGCACAGCAGGUGUUUCGGGACAAGAUCCUCAGAAGGCUCGGGGCAUGAGCACGGCCACGGUG
This is a messenger RNA of Chaetomium strumarium, 867 nucleotides long. RefSeq names its product ribonuclease-III-like-domain-containing protein. NCBI's taxonomy places the organism in Eukaryota, Fungi, Ascomycota, Sordariomycetes, Sordariales, Chaetomiaceae. Gene Ontology annotation, molecular function: structural constituent of ribosome; ribonuclease III activity. The record is from RefSeq and is a predicted model, not a curated record. Gene Ontology annotation, biological process: mitochondrial translation; RNA processing. The transcript has 3 exons. The coding region runs from base 53 to 853 and encodes 266 amino acids. Gene Ontology annotation, cellular component: mitochondrial large ribosomal subunit.